CAUGGGGAUUAUGCAAAAUCAAAAUAGUUCCAUGAGUUGUUUUGAGGUUAAAAUCACUUAUCACUGACUAUUCAGCCGUCAGCUGCAAGCUAUCCAAGUUCAAUUACGUUUUUUUCCCAUUUUCUCUCGCGUCCGUAAUUAAUUUUAUUUUAAUGGUGUUCCGUGUUGAUCAUAUUUUCAGUCCUUUCUUACAAGUCCAAAAACAUUUUAGAACAUGUAUUGGUCAAAGGUGUGUCUCUUAUCAGCAAGGACAAUCCCCAGAACCCAAAGUCCGCGAAUAUUUUUAUUUCAUCGAUCAUCAAGGGAUGUUGUUCCUGGAUGACGCCAAAAUGAAAAAUUUUACCUCAUGUUUCAAAGAGAAAAAAUUUCUACAGUUUUUCUUCAGUCGUCUACGAAGGAACGAAACAGGACGUUAUCCGGAAUUCCCAUACGUAUCACCUUGCGGGCGGGAACGAAAUUUUAUCAGAUGUGAUGAUUUACCUAUAGUUUUUACCCAUGUGAUCAGAGACACGGAAGUGGAAUGGUUUGGCUACAAUAACACAGGUGAUACCCUCAAAGUGCCGUUUGAACCUACAAAAAUCUACAUGGCAGAGAAUGGUCGCAUCUACCAUCCGGCUGAAGAAAAACACGGCUCUGUUGGACUUAUACAAUCGAAACUAGCAAUUGAGUUCAGUAAACUUUUUAAAUUCAAAGAGGAUAGUGAGAUACCUUUUCAGUUUGAAUGGAACAACCAGAUUUAUGAUCUAGACAGUGAAUGGUUUCAGAAAAUUGGUCUAAAAAGAAGUGAUCCUAUUACCUAGCGUAUGUGCGGAAAUGAAAUUCUAUCACUCCUUAGGAAAAACUUCAUUCCUUCUCCAGUUUUUUUGGAAACCUGCAUGUAGAUAUUUUUAAGAAAUACAUGACUUCAAGGAUAUGAUCUGAUUUUGUCAAACAAUCUAUAAGCACUGUUGAAUAGGUAAUCAGCAGCUGAACAUAAAUUUGUUCAAGUAUCGAUGUCCUGAA
This is a messenger RNA of Bemisia tabaci, 1002 nucleotides long. Its product is annotated as UPF0598 protein CG30010. The record is from RefSeq and is a predicted model, not a curated record. Lineage: Eukaryota; Metazoa; Arthropoda; Insecta; Hemiptera; Aleyrodidae.